AUGGAAGUAGCUACUCAACAAAUAAAAUUCCAUUUCAUCCCCGCUCGAUCACCCAACUUUGGCGGGUUGUGGGAGGCAUGUGUCAAAUCGAUGAAACAUCACCUCCGUCGCAUCAUCGGAAACGCAUUCCUAUGUCAGGAAGCUUUCAUCACCGUGCUAGCUCAAAUUGAAAGCUGCCUCAACUCGAGGCCAAUUACACCCCUAUCCAGCGAUCCCAACGAUAUGCAGGUUUUGACACCCGGCCAUUUUCUCAUCGGUCGGCCGCUUAAUGCUCUACCCGAUCAUGACUACACUGACAUUCCAGAGAACCGUCUCAAAUUAUGGGAACGCAUUCAACGGUGCACGCAGCACUUUUGGCAACGAUGGCAUCGGGAAUACCUUUCUGGUCUUCAAAGGCGCUACAAAUGGUCAAAGUUCACCGCUAAUUUGGUUGUCGGCUCUAUCGUCCUGCUGCAGGAAGAUUCGGUACCAGUGCUGAAAUGGCCUAUGGGGCGAGUAUAA
This is a messenger RNA of Wyeomyia smithii (pitcher-plant mosquito), 501 nucleotides long. RefSeq lists its product as uncharacterized. Gene Ontology annotation, molecular function: nucleic acid binding. The coding region runs from base 1 to 501 and encodes 166 amino acids. The record is from RefSeq and is a predicted model, not a curated record. Lineage: Eukaryota; Metazoa; Arthropoda; Insecta; Diptera; Culicidae. The transcript has a single exon.